Molecule: messenger RNA, 459 nt
Organism: Epithele typhae
Lineage: Eukaryota; Fungi; Basidiomycota; Agaricomycetes; Polyporales; Epitheliaceae
Exons: 8
Coding region: 1-459 (152 amino acids)
Source: RefSeq, a predicted model, not a curated record
AUGUCCGACCCGCCCUCGCUGCCGACGCCCUCUUCCCUCGACUCGACGAUUGGCGCCGAGCUCGUCGGACUCGGCGUCUCGCUCGCGCUCUAUGGCGCGACGACUGGCCAGCUGUUCUGGUACUUUCGGAAGCUCGACGGGUUGAGCCUGAGGAAGUGGAUGGUCUACUACGUCGUGGCGUUAUGGUUGUUGGGAACCGCGCAUGUUAUGCUCUGCUGUUACCUGCUGAGCAGAUACGUCGUCAUCGGAAGGGGUGACCUUGUCGCCAUCUUUGGCUCCACGAAGAUUUACGCGGCAAGUGCGACGACGUCGGUCGUCAGCAGCUGCAUGGUCCGGUUUGGAUACUUCUACAGAAUCUGGAAAUUCAACCGCAGGCGAUAUCUCACCUUGAUAAUUCCGGUUCGUACCUGCGUUUUUUCACCAUGGAUAUGGAUGAUGUAUAACUUGUGGCUCUCUUAG